UUUAAAAGUAAAAAUAAAAGGGGAAAUCUAUUAAACCCUAAAACCAUCUCUGUGGACGACGCCGCCGGUUAAACACAGAAACUCGGCGACGGAGUCAACAACGAUGGCGAGAGGAAGACGAAAAAGAGGAAGUUCCCAUAGGAAUCAAUCAGAAGAGAGCAGAGAAAACGUUCCAAAACCCCUCAAAUACGAAGCUUCCAUCGAUUCUAGCAUCCAAAAUCGCAUCUGGUCGAAUCUUGAGUUCGAGGAGUAUUACAAGGAGCAAAGGAUAGUGAAAGCAGAGGAGUGGUAUUCAUUCAUUGAGAUUCUUCGUAAGCCGUUGCCUGCUGCUUUCAGAGUUAACUCCAAUGGCCAGUUUUGCCAUGAGAUUCUGUCCAUAUUGGAGAAUGACUUCGUGAAAUCUCUUCAGGCUGAGGCUGUAGAGAGUGGUGAAGUGGAGGCUAUCAAGCCCUUGCCUUGGUACCCUAACAAUCUUGCUUGGCAUUCUAAUUUUUCUCGCAAGGAGAUUCGAAAAAACCAGACCCUUGAAAGGUUUCAUGAGUUUUUAAAGUUGGAAACUGAAGUUGGGAACAUGACCAGGCAAGAAGCUGUUAGCAUGGUACCUCCUCUCUUCCUUGAUGUGCAUCCAGAUCAUUUUGUCCUCGACAUGUGUGCUGCACCUGGUUCCAAGACAUUUCAGCUACUUGAAAUAAUACAUGAGUCAGCUGAACCAGGAUCUCUACCUAAUGGAAUGGUGGUGGCGAACGAUGUUGAUUAUAAAAGGUCUAACCUUCUUAUUCACCAAACUAAGAGAACCUGUACGACCAACUUGAUAGUCACCAACAAUGAAGGUCAACAUUUCCCAAUCUGCAACUCGAAGAGAGCAUUGUCCAUAGAAUCUGACAAGUACCAUGCUCCCAUUGACCAGCUGCUCUUUGAUCGUGUCUUAUGCGAUGUACCCUGUAGUGGUGAUGGUACUCUGCGCAAGGCUCCAGACAUAUGGCGAAGAUGGAAUUCUGGAUCAGGAAAUGGACUUCAUAGCCUACAAGUUGUGAUUGCCAUGAGAGGUUUGUCCCUGCUGAAAGUUGAUGGGAGAAUGGUAUACUCAACCUGCUCAAUGAACCCAAUUGAAGAUGAAGCUGUUGUUGCUGAAAUUCUGAGGAGAUGUGGAUGCUCUGUUGAGCUUGUAGAUGUCUCAGAUAAGCUUCCUGAACUUAUCCGAAGACCAGGUCUUAAGAAAUGGAAGGUGCAUGAUAGAGGUGGCUGGUAUAGAUCUUACAAAGAUGUUCCAAAACUGCAGAGAGACAGCGUUCUAAGAAGCAUGUUUCCUUCUGGUAAAAGUGACAAAGACUCAACAACAGGUGGCGGAAGCAGCUCUGGAGAAAUGGCUUCUGAUGAAUCAGCCGAGGAAGUCUGUGAUCUUCCCCUUGAACGCUGUAUGAGGAUAGUGCCUCAUGAUCAGAACACUGGGGGAUUUUUCAUUGCAGUGCUUCACAAAGUUUCACCUUUACCAGAUUUUCCGGAGAAACUAAAUCAGAGAAGGUCUACCAGAGGCAGAAACUCAUCUGAUAAAUCUUCGUAUGAAGAAGUCUCUGACACUGUGAUUACUCAACCAGAAGAGAAUACAGAGGAAAUAGUUGUAGAAGCAGCAGUGUUAGAUAAUGGCUUGAAGCUUGAGAAGGAAAGCACCAGCGAAGAAGGCACUGUGGAAUCGACUCAAGAAGUACCACCACCAGUGCAAAAAGGGAAGUGGAAAGGCCUUGACCCUGUUGUUUUCUUGAGAGAUGAAACAGUGAUCAGCGGGAUCAAGAGGUUUUACGGCAUCAAUGAUGAGUCUUUUCCUCUCAAUGGCCAUCUCGUGACUAGAAACAGCGACACGAGCAGCAAAGGCAACGUGAAGAGGAUUUACUAUGUUUCAAGAUCGGUUAAGGAUGUUCUUGAGCUUAACCUUGCGGUUGGGCAGAAGAUUAAGGUCGCAUCUGUUGGCCUCAAGAUGUUUGAGAAACAAUCGGCAAGAGAAUGUGAAGCUGGCACUUGCUCAUUCCGGAUAACAUCAGAGGGAUUGUCUGUGAUCCUUCCCUACAUGACCAAGCAGAUACUUUAUGCAACAAUGGUGGAUUUCAAGAAUCUCCUGCAAUACAAAUCGAUCAAGUUCCCGAAUUUUGUCCAGCCACAGUUUGGCGAGAAAGCAGCAGAAGUAGCAGAGGGAUAUUGCGUUGUUAUUCUUGUUGAUGGUACUGAGAAGGACGGGUGUGAAGCAGUCAAAGUGAAUUCAUCAACAAUAGCCAUUGGAUGCUGGAAGGGCAAAGCGAGCUUAACUGUUAUGGUAACGACAGUGGACUGUGACCAACUUCUUCAGAAACUUGCUUGCUGAUAUGGAGACAGCUCAAAGCUUUAAGAUAAAUUCAAUAAGACUGUUAGUUUCAUGUAUUUCAAUCAAAGGCUACUGUUGUUAUUCCAAUGUCCUCCGAAAGCUUUUACAUCAGUAAAGAUAAACUUAAGAAGACUCUUAGUUUCAUGAAUUUCAAUCAAAGGCUAAUGUUAUUCCAGUACUGUGUAGUAUUGUGUAGAAGUAACAUUAGCCAUUAGACUUUUAAGUAUCCUUUGGAAAAAGAAUCUACAAGUACUGUGUAGCCAUCCAUCCGAGAAUGUAGAAGUAAAAACAAUUGUUAAAUGGAAACUUAGUUUCCUAAAAUAGAGUUAAACAUAUUUGUAUCACAAUCUUUAUGCUUGUGACUAAUAACAGAAAAAGAAAGAAUUUUACUCUUAACUUGAGAGAGAAGCUGUAACAUAAGGAGGUAGAAUAAACAAGGAAAAAAGAAAAAAUAAACAAAAACAAGUUUACUGCAUAAAUAUAGAUUAAAAAAGUUCCCCAGGGAGUUUUUGUUUGUCAAGCUACUCUUCUUACACAUAAAACACAGACAAAUCUAU
Molecule: messenger RNA, 2910 nt
Organism: Raphanus sativus (radish)
Lineage: Eukaryota; Viridiplantae; Streptophyta; Magnoliopsida; Brassicales; Brassicaceae
Exons: 15
Coding region: 104-2353 (749 amino acids)
Biological process (GO): RNA methylation
Molecular function (GO): RNA binding; tRNA (cytidine-N5)-methyltransferase activity
Source: RefSeq, a predicted model, not a curated record